GGGAACCAAUGGGCGCGGCCGUAACGCCGGUGGCGCUCGGCGCUGCUCUUUCGCGGGCGGAUUCUGGGGUGGGGCGGCAGCGGGAGCGCGCCCGCCUUUCCUAGGCCAGAGGGCGGUUGUUGGUGGCUCCGCGACUGGGCGCCGCGUCACGUAGGUUACACACACAAUCACUCCCCAGGAACGGCCCGGAGUCCGUCCAGGCAGCUGCGCCCUCCCCAGACGCGGGCACCGCGGAGGCUGGAGCCGCAAUGGUGCUGGUCGAGGGCGGGAGAUGGAGCUGACCAGGGGCCGGAGGGGCUGAGAAGAGCCUGCCCAAGUCUGGGCCAAGCACGAAGGCCUUUCCCACCCGUCGGGCUCUUGGGUUCCCGCCAGCCGAUUUCCAGCCGUCAGGGUCACGCCACUCGCUGGAAACCCUGAACUCUGUGCCCCCCCAAGCCCUGGGCCCCCUGCGGGAAUGUUCAAAAAUGAGUACCAGGGAGGUGCAUUUGUUGAAAUUUUCAGUGCUCAAGGAAAAAAUCCUGGAGCAAAAUGGAAGAUCCUUGGUAGUCCAUCUGUGAUUUGGAAAGAGUUUGAUAAAGAAGUUAAAAGUUUUGUGUUUGUCCUGGAAGGCAGCAGCCAAACAAACAAAAUUCAAUUACCAAAGGAGAAUAAGCAAAUCCUUGGAUUGAUCCAGAGGUUUCUUGUGCUUCAGAUUUAUGUACCCCUGGGACAAGACUUCUCCACUGAAUUGCUAAUUACUGAUUUAGGGAACAUCAAAAGAAGAUUAUAUUUAUCAACGGUCCAUAAGGAACUAUCCUCCACCCCUCUUCAUGCAAAAAUUCCACUCUUCAUGAUCAAACGUAAAAUUUGGUGCAAUCUAUGCAUUGACUUAGUAGCAUUCACCAGUGAAAUAUUCAAGGGGGCAGUUUUCCAGUCAUUGGAUGGAAUUAUUGUCUCAGCUAACUGUAAACUACGGAAGAUCUUCACCUUAAAAUCAAAGCCACAAGACACUGCUGAUAAGGAUGCUGUCUGUGGUGUUCCCUUUUCAACAGAUGAGCCUACAGAUAUUAUACCACGAAGCUGUCAGCUAAUGACAGAUGUUCCACAUGUCACACAGCUGCUAAACAUGACUAAACUUCGCCAAUCUGAAAUAAAAUUUGGAGGCCAUCCUCUAAGAUCAGCAGAAUCAGAUCAGUUCAUUAACAGAGGAACAAGCAGUACACGGAACAGUAAAAAUCAAGAUGUUUGUCAUAUCGCAUUUGGAUCCAAAGUUCUUGGGCCACCUCCACUCUCUGGCAGAAGGAAUAACAUGAGGAUAUCCAGCGAGACAGUGAGAUCCGUUGGGUCCAAAAAUAACCGAUCAUGCCAGCCAUCCACUGUAGAGAAGUGUGUUAAUGGUACAGAAACGUCAGCCUUGCUGAUACCUGAGUCUGAGGAGCAAGGAAAUAAAGAAAAUAUUCACCGAAUAAAGCAGACUGUACCUAUUCAUGCAGCCAAUCUACAUAUUAUGCAUCCGCAUCCCCCUCAAGAACCAUCAGCAGAUAAGAAUAAUAACAGAAGAAGAUUACGGUUAAAAAGUACCAGCAGAGAAGAGACAGAGACACCCAGCGGUAGCUCUUCAGGAAAUAAUAGGAGUGAAGAUAAAGCAUCAACUAUCCUCACCACUGUGUCCCAACAAGGAGCAGAGCUGUUGAACUCCAGCACUCUAGGACCCCAGUCUCCUGAUCAAUCAGAUGAGUGGAUCUUUCCUGAAAAUGCUGAUCACAUUUCGUAUCUGGCAUCCAGCAGACAGUCUCUACUUCUGGAUGAUGACUCCUGCAACCCAUCACACCUGUGGCUGGAAGCCAGCAAAGAGAGUGAACAUGACCAGCAGGCAGAGGAAUCCCAGAGUGUUCCAAAGGACAUUUUCACUUUUUCAUCAAGACCACGAUCAGCACCUCAUGGAAAGACUCAGACUAUGUCCCCAGAGGAGCUCCCAUUUAUUUUGGAUAUGAAAGAGGAUAACAGUGUGACAAGCAGAGACACCCAAUCAGAGGAUGAUUUUUACGGUGGCGACAGCAGUGAAGAGGGUAACCACAGUAUCCAGGGUUCUCGAGGCCCAACAACUGGUCCUUCAGAGUUAACUCAGUUAACAUUAGAGAGCCUGCUGGGGAAGGCUGCAAAGCAGACAAGUAAGGAAUAUCUAAAGAGCGCCUACACAGAAGCAGGAGCAACAGAAAGCCAGGAUUCCUCGGCGGAGCAAAUAGAUAGAAAAAACUUUCAAAUGAGUUUGUUGCCUACAACAUGCCUUUCUCCAGCUGGAAGAAGGUGUGGAUCCUGUCAGAAAACUCCAGACCCCGUAAUCAAAGCAAAGGAUCUAUCAGCCCAUCAAGUGCCAGCUUCACUAAACAAAACCUCCCUGAAAGAAAUCUCAGGGGAAAGGCUGAGCUUGAUCCCCGAAGCAUCUGAAUAUGACUGGCGAAACUAUCAGCCGAGCCAGAUGAGUGAAUCCGAGUUACAGAUGCUAGCCAGCCUACGGCGGCAACAAAAUGAAGAACUGGAGGUUGCUGGGACCUCCCAUGGCCUGAGUGCCUCCCAGGUGGACAACUGUAACGUCAGCAUAAGUACCAGCAGUGACGACACAACCACCUGGAACUCCUGCCUGCCACCCCCUGUCAACCAGGGUCGCCACUAUCAGAAAGAAAUGAACCCACCUUCUCCUUCUAAUCCCCGGGACUGGUUAAAUAUGUUGAGCCCACCAAUUGUUCCUCCCAGUCAACAGCCAGCUGAGCAGCGUCCAGAUUCUUCUGAAAGUUUGAGUGUUCAAGGUGAAGAAGACCUCAGUGUGGAAGAGAACGAGGAAAUACUGACUUUGUUGUAUGACCCUUGUCUGAACUGUUACUUUGACCCCCAAACAGGGAAAUACUAUGAGUUGGUAUAAUGCCUCCUGCCAGGGCAGAGAACAGGCACUCCCAGCUGGAGCAGAAUAGCAGUUCAGGGUCACUUAAGGAGUCACCACAACUUGUGUGUUUGGUAACCACAGAACCAACAGUAACUGAGAGAAACGAAUUCAUUUUGUAAAUAAUGUUCCAUGUUAAGAAUACCUAUACUCCUUUUGUUGAUGAGUAUGAUUUUGAAACUGAAGAAAUUAAUACAGAGGCAAGAUUUUAGGAGUUUGAAUUGGUUCUUGUUUGUUCUCAUUCUACAUAUAAUUUUGUUUAUUUCAGAUAAUUUUAUGUAAACAAAUUAAGAGUUAUUCAUUCAAAUUUUUUACAGUGUUAAUCUGUAAAUGAUGGCUUGAUAUACAGAAAAUGUAUUUUUGUUUAAAAGAUCCCUGGGUGCCUUUUAUUUUAUGACAUUUGUAUUAAAAAUAAAGUAUGAUGGUAAGAAGAA
Symphalangus syndactylus (siamang) is the source of this 3351-nucleotide messenger RNA. It is a transcript of the gene CFAP20DC, whose product is annotated as CFAP20 domain containing. Lineage: Eukaryota; Metazoa; Chordata; Mammalia; Primates; Hylobatidae. The record is from RefSeq and is a predicted model, not a curated record.